Haliotis rubra (blacklip abalone) is the source of this 1414-nucleotide messenger RNA. RefSeq names its product actin, cytoplasmic-like. Bases 134 to 1264 code for a protein of 376 amino acids. Lineage: Eukaryota; Metazoa; Mollusca; Gastropoda; Lepetellida; Haliotidae. The record is from RefSeq and is a predicted model, not a curated record. The transcript has 2 exons.
ACGUUGCCGAUCUAUUGAAUACCAUAUGAGGUGAUACAUUGACUAAAUAGAGGUAUAUAAGCCGCCCGUCUGGACCGGUGCAGUCAGCUUACAGAACAAAGUGGUGAUACACGUCUCAUAUCUUUCUGCCAAAAUGUGUGACGAAGAUGUUGCUGCGUUGGUUAUCGACAACGGCUCCGGCAUGUGUAAGGCUGGGUUCGCCGGUGAUGAUGCCCCAAGAGCUGUCUUCCCCUCCAUCGUGGGCCGCCCACGACAUCAGGGUGUGAUGGUCGGUAUGGGACAGAAAGACAGCUACGUCGGUGACGAAGCUCAGUCCAAGAGAGGUAUCCUCACACUGAAGUAUCCUAUCGAGCACGGAAUCGUCACCAACUGGGACGACAUGGAGAAGAUCUGGCAUCACACUUUUUACAACGAGCUCCGUGUGGCUCCAGAGGAGCAUCCCGUUCUCCUGACAGAGGCUCCCCUCAAUCCCAAGGCCAACCGUGAAAAGAUGACCCAGAUCAUGUUCGAGACUUUCAACUCUCCAGCUAUGUAUGUGGCCAUCCAGGCAGUUCUGUCUCUGUACGCUUCUGGUCGUACGACAGGUAUUGUGUUGGACUCUGGUGACGGUGUCACUCACACUGUUCCCAUCUAUGAGGGCUACGCCCUUCCCCAUGCCAUAACGAGACUGGACCUUGCUGGUCGCGAUCUUACUGAUUACCUGAUGAAGAUCCUGACUGAGCGUGGUUACUCCUUCACCACCACCGCUGAGAGAGAAAUCGUCAGGGACGUCAAGGAGAAGCUGGCCUAUGUCGCCCUCGACUUCGAGCAGGAGAUGGCUACAGCUUCCACUUCUUCCUCCCUGGAGAAGAGCUACGAGCUUCCCGACGGUCAGGUCAUCACCAUUGGCAACGAGAGGUUCCGUUGUCCAGAGGCCCUCUUCCAGCCAUCCUUUUUGGGUAUGGAAUCAGCCGGUAUCCACGAAACAACAUACAACUCCAUUAUGAAGUGUGAUGUUGAUAUCCGUAAGGACUUGUAUGCCAACACUGUACUUUCGGGAGGUAGCACCAUGUACCCAGGAAUCGCUGACAGAAUGCAGAAGGAGAUCACAGCCCUUGCACCAGCAUCAAUGAAGAUCAAGGUCAUCGCUCCUCCAGAGAGAAAAUACUCCGUCUGGAUUGGUGGCUCCAUCCUUGCCUCUCUGUCAACCUUCCAGCAGAUGUGGAUCAGUAAGCAGGAGUACGAUGAGUCCGGCCCAUCCAUUGUACACAGAAAGUGUUUUUAGUGACUGAUAUUGCAUAGACAGUAACAUUAAAGAAUCACUAUUAAUCACCUAAAGGCCAAAAUGUAUAAUUGUCUUUCUCAUCCUCAGAAAUGUGUUGAGACUGAAAUUACAAAAUACAUAAUGGUUGCUUCAGUUAUCCUGAUAAUGGUU